Messenger RNA from Staurois parvus, 349 nucleotides. The record is from the annotation of a GenBank genome assembly. NCBI's taxonomy places the organism in Eukaryota, Metazoa, Chordata, Amphibia, Anura, Ranidae.
GGGGUGGAACCAAGGGAAGGUGCUCGGAGGUGGAUAGGGGGUGGAACCAAGGAACGGUGCUUGGAGGUGGAUAGGGGGUGGAACCAAGGGACGGUGCUCAGAGGAGGGGACGGUGCUUGGAGGUGGGCAGAGGGUGGAACCAAGGGACGGUGCUUGGAGGAGGGUAGGGGUGGAAUCAAAGGAAGGUGCUCGGAGGUGGGACGGGGGUGGAACCAAGGGACGGUGCUCAGAGGUGGGUAGGUGGUGGAACCAAGAGACGGUGCUUAGAGGUGGGUAGGGGUGGAACCAAGGGACAGUGCUCAGAGGUGGGUAGGGGGUGGAACCAAGGGACUGUGCUCAGAGGUGGGCA